Messenger RNA from Indicator indicator, 1741 nucleotides. It is a transcript of the gene YWHAE, whose product is annotated as tyrosine 3-monooxygenase/tryptophan 5-monooxygenase activation protein epsilon. Gene Ontology annotation, cellular component: cytoplasm. Gene Ontology annotation, biological process: signal transduction. The record is from RefSeq and is a predicted model, not a curated record. The transcript has 6 exons. Lineage: Eukaryota; Metazoa; Chordata; Aves; Piciformes; Indicatoridae. Bases 88 to 855 code for a protein of 255 amino acids.
GCAGCGAGCUGGUAGCUGCUGAGCCCCCCAGACCCAUCGGCUUCCAUCCGCCCCGUGCAGUCCCCGACGCCGCCCCGCCUGCAGGACAUGGACGAUCGGGAGGACCUCGUCUAUCAGGCCAAGUUGGCUGAGCAGGCUGAGCGCUACGAUGAAAUGGUUGAAUCAAUGAAGAAAGUGGCUGGAAUGGAUGUGGAGUUGACAGUGGAAGAAAGAAACCUGCUUUCUGUUGCGUAUAAAAACGUGAUUGGAGCCAGAAGAGCUUCCUGGAGAAUAAUCAGCAGCAUUGAACAGAAAGAAGAAAACAAAGGUGGAGAAGAUAAAUUAAAAAUGAUUCGGGAAUAUCGGCAAAUGGUUGAAACUGAACUGAAGUUAAUCUGUUGUGACAUUCUGGAUGUACUGGACAAACACCUCAUUCCAGCAGCUAACACUGGCGAGUCCAAGGUUUUCUAUUACAAAAUGAAGGGAGACUACCAUAGGUAUCUGGCUGAGUUUGCCACAGGAAAUGACAGGAAGGAGGCUGCAGAGAAUAGCUUGGUGGCUUACAAAGCUGCUAGUGAUAUUGCAAUGACAGAACUCCCACCAACACAUCCUAUCCGCUUAGGACUUGCGCUCAACUUCUCCGUAUUCUACUAUGAAAUUCUUAAUUCUCCUGAUCGUGCCUGCAGGUUGGCAAAAGCAGCUUUUGAUGAUGCUAUUGCAGAACUGGAUACACUGAGUGAAGAAAGCUAUAAGGACUCUACGCUUAUCAUGCAGUUGUUACGUGAUAAUCUGACACUAUGGACUUCAGACAUGCAGGGUGAUGGUGAAGAACAGAAUAAAGAAGCGCUGCAGGAUGUGGAAGAUGAAAACCAGUGAGACACAAAGGCCAACAAGAGAACCCAUCUCUGACCACCCUUCCCCCUCCCCACAAAAACCCUCAGUGUCACUCUGAGAACCACCAAAUCUGACUUUUACAUUGGGUCUCAGAAUUUAGGUUCCUGCCCUGUUGGGUUUCUUUAUUUUUAUUUUUUUUACACAGUUUAAAAGUUCUUAAAAGGCAAGAGUGAAUUUCUGUGGAUUUUACUGGUGCCAGCUUAUAGGUUCUUUAAGACACUAACAGGACUGGGUCAAGGCUCUUUCAGCAUUACUGUCUUGUCUCCUGCCAGCUGUGGCAAGGUUGCCAUUAGCAGUGGAUGUUACACCCAAAGGCUGUUAGACUGGUAGAGGAGAGAUUUGUUCUGGCCAGGUAGUGAGCAUGUGGUGGCAUUUUUUUUCUUUUUCUUUUUUUUUUUAUAACUGUUUAAACUGAAUUUUAUACCAAUGUUUAAACUUAGUUGGGUGUUUAGCUUGAAGUUACAGGUUGCAUUGGGACAUAUAUUGUAGUGGUUUUACUGUAUAAAAAAAAAAAAAACACACAAAAAGUUUCCAAACUGCUGAAAUGUUGCUGAAAAUCAUGGUGCUGGUAACAGUUCAACAAUCCGUGGCUGCUCAUUCUUGCCUAUUCUUUACUCUUCCUCAAAGCAGGUUAGCAUUGAAGGUGGCAUUGAUAAGCCUGCAUGCGUGUUCAAUAUUUUUUCUUUCUCCCUCCCCUCUCCCCAUCUCCCUUCGCUCGCUCAACCUCUUUUGUUCAGUAUGUGUAACUUGAAGCUAAUUUGUACUACUGGAUAUCUGACUGGAGCCACAGAUACAGAAUCUGUAUUGUUCUUACUGAAACACAGCAUGGAAUUAACAUUAAACUUAAAUAAAACAAACCUAAAUUAAA